Molecule: messenger RNA, 1500 nt
Organism: Paramecium tetraurelia
Lineage: Eukaryota; Ciliophora; Oligohymenophorea; Peniculida; Parameciidae
Exons: 3
Biological process (GO): rRNA processing
Cellular component (GO): Pwp2p-containing subcomplex of 90S preribosome; small-subunit processome
Molecular function (GO): protein binding
Source: RefSeq, a predicted model, not a curated record
AUGGUAAAACAUUAAAACAAAUCAAAUAGGAAAUCUAAAAAAGCUCUCCAACUCAAAAAACUCUCCGAAUAAGUGCCUGAAUAAAAAUAUUAAAAAUACUAAUAAGAGGAACUACUGCUAUUUGAAAAUGAUAAUUAAAAUGAGAGUGACUAAUCUGUCAAAUAAGAGCAAUCCAACCCCAAAUAAGAAGAAGACGGAGACAUCAAUCAGCCUUAGUACUAAGAGGAAGAUUCUGCAUAAUGGGUUGACGAGUUUGAUGAAAAAAUAUAAGUGGAUUUGAGCAAAUAGACAAAAUUGAGAAAACUGAUCAAAAAUGGAUAAAACCUAGUUACAGGCAAGGAAUACUAAAGAAAAUUAAGAGAGUUUUAUAAAACUUCAUAGUAAAACAAUGAAUUCUUGAGUUGGGCUUAAUCCAAGUAGUAAAUUAAAUAGGAAAAAGAUAAGUUUGAUUAAAAUCAAUUGAAUGCCAAUUUAAAAGAAUUAUUAUCAUAGAAUAUAUAAAAUUAAACAACCAAAAGCAGUUUGCUUCCAAAUAGAAUUCUCUAGAUUGAAUAAGCUGGAAUUAUUAAAGCUAAAAUUAACACUGUCAUUCAAUCAAUUAGUUUUCAUAAGAAAUUACCAAUAUUUGCAGAAGGAGGGUUUGAUAAAAUGGUCAGAAUUUAUCAAUUCAAUCCUAACAAAUAGAUACAACUUAUCAAAUCCAUAGCCUUAGAGAAGUUUCCAAUUUGCAAAUUAUAAUUCAUGAAUGAAAACAACAACAUCAUAGUAGCAUCUCCAUUCAAAACAUAUCUGAUUGAAGUGGACAUCAAUACUCAAAAGUAUAAGCGAAUACAAUCAACCUUAUUUGCUAAACAUUUUAAUUAAUCUGGGAAAUAUAAUAGACAAAUCGAAUUUGCAAUUAGUGAGGAUGACAAAUAUAUUGCAUUAUUUAAUGAAUCUGGUUACAUCCAUAUUUUAAGUGGGGAUAGCAAAAUUCUGUUGAAUGAAUUCAAAUAGAAUGAAGCAUGCAAGGCAGUAACCUUUGCUGAUGAGUUUUUGAUAUCAGCUGGACAAGGCGGUAAGAUUUAUUAAUGGUCAUUGUAAAAAUAACAGAUUUAUAAUGUCUUCCAUAAUCCAGGAGGAUUUGAAGUGAAUUGCUUAGAUUUUAAGCUGGAUCUUUUGGCUGUUGGGAGCAGAACUGGUAUUGUCAAUAUCUUUAAAUUAAACUCUGCUACAAAAUAAUUUAGUAAAGACCCAAUAAAGGAAAUAUAGAAUUUAACCACAAGUGUAAAUGAAGUUUAAUUUAAUAAAUUUUGUGAAAUCUUAUGCAUAAGUUCGAAAUGGAAGGAUUCAGCAAUAAAACUAGUACAUGUUGAUACUUUUACAGUAUUUGAAAACUGGCCAACUGUGACUACAUGUUUGAAAAAAAUCUCUGCAAUUGGAAUAAGCAAUGAUUCCAGAUUCUUGGUGAUAGGAAAUGAAGAUGGAGAAUUGAGAGCUUUUCGUUUGCUACAUUAUUGA